ACACAGGGGAAGAGGAAGUGUCUUGGGCCCUGGGGAAGACUGGCUUGUCUCCGUGGGUGGGGACAGUCAUUUGUCAGCUUUCUGGACACACAGACAGAGACAGGAUGGAUUUCCUUCGGCUACAUCUCCCUGGGCUGCAUCAGGCCUUGAGGGGAGCACUGGACUCCCUCAGCUCCUUUGUCUCCUACCUUAUGGGAGAUGAGGUCCCCACCGCAGAGAGGAAGGCAGCAAGGGUAGCCGAGGAACUGGGGGAGGUGGCUGCAGGAAGGCCAGGGAAGACCGAAGAGAAGGAAGCCCAGGAUGCCCUGGAGGGCCUUGGAGGCAGCCAAAGCAAGGAGGAUGGAGGGCUGAGAGGGCCCAGAGAGGCUGGAAGAUGCCAGGAGGGAGGUUCAGCUACAGAACAGACCUGGGGUUGGGAAGAAGGCAGCUCCCAUGGGUCUCAGGCAGAUGGGCAGGACAUUGGGGUCCGGGAGGCACCCAAGGCUGCCAGGGGCCAGGGACCAAGUGCCCACUUAGAGGCCAGAGAGGAGUCCGAGGCAGAGUCUGAGGCUGGUCAAGACAACAGCAGCCAAGUCCAGGAGAGUCGAGGGCCCAGUGAGCAGGAAGUGAACAGAGAGGAGACACUGAGAACCUGGGAACAGGAGGAGGAGGCGGAAGAGGUCAAGGAAGGAAAACCAGAGGUGGCAAAGGAGGCGGAGUCACAGUGGACCUGGCACAGGGACCCUGAGGGGGAGGUAGGUGCUGAUGGGCAGAAAGUAGCAGGGGACAACAGGGAGUCAUUAGAGCAGCAGGUCAAGGAGGCAGUUGCAGAGGAGAUCCAGGGGUCUGCAACCAAAGAAGCUGGGAAGGAAGAAGAGGUGAGGGUGGUCCUCAGGGGCAGUCGAAGCAUGAGGGCACAGGAUACACAGGAGCCACGGACAGAAAGUGAGGACAGGACAGCCUUAGGCAGGGAGGAAACUAGGACAGUCUCAGGCAGGGAGGAGGCCUGGACAACCUCAGGUGGGGAGGGGGAUGGGACAGCCUCAGGCAGGGAGGACAAGGAGAAAAUCUCAGUGGGGGAGGAGGAUAGAAUAGUCUCAGGCAAGGAGGAGGAUGGGACAGCCUCAGACAGGGAGGAACCCAGGACAACCUCAGGUAGGGAGGGGGAUGAGACAGUCUCAGGUGGGGAGGGGGACACGACAAUCUCAGGCAGGGGGAAAGAUGAGACAGUCUCAGGCAGGGGAGGGGAGAGCAUAACCUCAGAAAGGGAAGAAGCUGGGAUAGCCUCAGGCAGGGAGGAGGAAGAUAGAAGAGCCUUGGGCAGGGAGGAGGAUGGGACAGCCUCAGGCAGAGAGAAGGAUGACGCAGCCUCAGAUUGGGAGGAAGCCAGGACAACUUCAGGUGGGGAGCGCAAUGAGAGGAUCUCAGGUGGAGAGGGAAAUAGAACAAUCACAGGCAGGGGGAAAGAUGAGACAGUCUCAGGCAGGGGAGAGGAGAGCAUAGCCUCAGAAAAGGAAGAAGCCAAGACAGCCUCAGGUGGGGAAGAGGCUGAGACAGCCUCAGGCAGGGAGGAGGAAGCUGAGACAGCCUUAGGUAGGGGGAAGGAUGGGAUACCUUUAGGCUGGAGAGAGGCCAGGACAACCUCAGUUGGGAAGGGAGAUGACCUCUCAGGAGCCAGGAAGACCGAAUAUGGGGAAGUCUCAGGAGAAAGGAUCUCAGAGGGCACCAGGAAGGCCUGGGCAUUCGAGGAGGCUUCCGGGGGAGACCAGGAGGAUGAGGAGGAUGAGGAGGAUGAGGUGGAUGAGAAUAGAGAGGCUGAGAUGAGGUUUUCCCCCAAACAGACCCAGGCCCUGGGAACUGAGGACAUGGAAGAAGCAUUUAAAGACCAGACAGCAGGGAGAGAGGCUACAGAAGGCCAGGGGUCAGAGAGGAAGGUAGAGGAAGGCUUUGAGGUCCAGGCAGAUCAGAGAGUGAUAGAGGCCGAGGGGAGGCAAGCCUCAGUGAUCGGGACUGUUCCAGCCAGUGUGGAGGAGGUGGCGCAGGCAGAGAUGGCUAGAGAGGAGAAAGAGGGUUGCUCGGCAGUAGAGGCUGAGUCGCCCAAGGACAAAGUGGCAAAUGAGGCUGAAGGGGAUGCUGACCUGGAGGCAGCCCCAGAGACCAGCAGUCCUGAGAAGGAGUUCAGCGGAGAGAGGAGCGAGGAGGAGGCUCAGACAGUUGCAGAAGCACAGGGGGUGAUGUCGGGUGACCUUGAGCAUGAGGUCACUGCAGGCCAGGAAGCUGAGCUGAUGGCAGGCCCCCAGACCCUGACAGAGCAGCCUGGGGAAGGACAGGGGGGUGAGGAAGAGCUCUGGGGCCUUUCAGCCUUGAGCAGAGAGACAGAAGAGAACCUGGAAGAAGAUCCCAGGAACAUGGGAAAUGUAAAGCCUGGUGCCCCUGGGGCAGAAGUCUGGGAGAACCAGAGAAUGGGUGUGGAGAGAGAGGAUGCCCAGGAAGAAAAAGCAGGUGCUGAAGAGGAGGAGGAGGAGGCUUCAGGAGGCCAGGCACCAGAGGAGGCCAAGGGAGCCCAAGAGUCUACCCUCUCAGGUGUCCUGGAGGCAAUCGGGGAGUGGAAGAAAGCCCAGGAAGCAGGGUGUGGAGCAGAGGAGGGAGAGGUCCCUGCACCAGAGAGCCAAGAGCUGGGUGGAAGGCACGGGGCAGAUGCAGGGACAGGUCAGUCACUGGGAAAGUCAGAUGCCAGAGAAACAGAGGAUGAGGAGGUGGAGGCCAGAGUGCCCUGGGGGGCAGACACAACAUCCAGUGGAGACUGGAGGCUGGAGGAGACUGCUCUGAGCCUCCAGGACAGCGAGGACCCAGGGGCCAGUUCUUUAGCUACUGAGAUAGUGAGGGAGAUGGCAGCUCUGGAUGGAAGGGCUGUUGGAGCUGGGGAAGGGCCCAAAAGAGAGGCUGGGGAAGCUUGGGACUCAGAAGGGAGGCAGGAGGCUGGGGGAGGCGAAGAACUGGUAGAGGCUGCACCAGGAGAAAACCAAGGUGGGCCGGAGUUUUGCCUGGAGGGCUCAGCGGAGGAGGUGACUGGCAGAGAAGGCCAAGCAGAGGCUUUGGAGGCCAGAGAGGAUGAGCCCAGGGGAGAGUGGGCUGAGGUCAGGGAACCUGCAGUGGCAGAAGGAAGCUGUGGGAUGGAUGGCUUUACCUCAGGCUCCCAGGUGGUGAGGGCAGAGAGGGCUGUGGCCACUGUGGAGGCUGAGAGCCUCCGAGGAGGGCAGAUGCUAUUGGAAAAGGAGGCUGUGGGAUGGCAGAUGAAGGAGCAGGGGCAAGGCAGGGAGGGGCAGCGUGGAGACCACCACCCUGAGGGAGAGGCACGAAGGCCCCUUGAUGUGGAGGAUGCUGAGGUGACUACAGACCAGGGAGCAGAAGCCAAGGACAUUGUUCCAGAAGGCCUGGAGGAUGGCCAGGGCCAGGAGGACCAGUCAACAAACCAGGAGCCUGCAGAGGCCAAGCCUAGGCCGCAUGGGGCCGGAGGGGAUGCCCUCAACAGCUGGAGCGAGGCCCCGCUCCCUGGGUCUCUCCUGGACGUGUCUAUCCCCCGGAGCCGUGUCCUCCUGUCUCGCAGCUCCUCGCUGCGACGCUCCCGGCCCUCUUUCCGUGGGACCCGAGCCCCAGAGCAGCAGGAAGAGCCUCCCAGCCCCCCAUCUGAGGAAGAGCUGGCACCUCCUGAGCAGAGCCUUCUCCAGCCAGAGAAACCCCCAGAGCCAAGUCCCCCAAAGCCUGAAGGGACCCCACUGCCAACCAGAAGGCCCCUGGGACGUGGGUUUGGCCUGGCACACUCCGGCAUGAUGCAGGAACUGCAAGCCCGACUGCGCCAACCGAAACCCUAGGGAAGGCCCUGAGCCCCUGGGAGCUAGGCCCUGGAUGAGGCUCAGAGGGUCCUCAGAGGGUGCACUGAACCCUGCUUGGCCUAUCUCCUUCUGCCACUUUGGAUACACCCUUCCCACCCUCUGGGCCUCAGUUUCUCCGUGUGUCAUUCGUGGAGCAGACAGAGCCAGACGUUUUUAGAACCAUGAUUUGGAAGAGCAUGACUUGGCAAUGUGGUGACGGACUCCCUGGCCCCUGGGACCACCUCUCAUGGCCUGUCCCGACCACCUUUCUAAUCUGCCUCAGCUGUCUGGAGGACCAAGGGGACAGGACAGUAGUCCCCAUAGCCUUCCCUCCCUGACUGCUCCCAGUCCCCAGCCAGGACUUCAGAGAGCUGGGGGACAGUCACACAAACCUCUGGGGCAGGAGCUAGCCCAGUGGAAAGGGGUCAGGAGGGUCUACGGAGCUCCAUUUGCAAUCAGAGGUUGGUGGCAAACAGAUCACUGGCCUCGAGCUUUCAAAAACUCGUGACUCUGCUGGUUACUAUGGCAACAACCAGCCCAGUAGCCAGACUGGAGGAAGGUAGGCCCAGGAGCUCCCAGAACUUAGGAUCAGAGAGGGGUCCAGGGUGGCCAGAGGCUAUAGACCCCAUCCCAGGCCCUUGCCCUUUGGGUGUCAGGUACCCCUUCUCUGAAAAGAAGCUGACUCGGAGGGAAGAUGAGAGUGCUUUAUUAGGCAGCCCGCAAGGUGGUCUCGCCCGAGGACAACUAGCAGGCUCUGAAACAAUAAAUAAACCAUCGUUUCCCUAACCAAUAAAUAAAUAUCCAAGAAAUAAAUAUCUGGCAGGGA
Molecule: messenger RNA, 4677 nt
Organism: Canis lupus familiaris (dog)
Lineage: Eukaryota; Metazoa; Chordata; Mammalia; Carnivora; Canidae
Gene: APOBR
Product: apolipoprotein B receptor
Exons: 4
Coding region: 105-3851 (1248 amino acids)
Biological process (GO): lipid transport; triglyceride metabolic process
Cellular component (GO): membrane
Molecular function (GO): very-low-density lipoprotein particle receptor activity
Source: RefSeq, a predicted model, not a curated record